AUGCUCAAUGGCGGCUGUCUGCUUGACAUCAGCGCCCUCAUCGACAUUAGCAUUUGCCCUACGAUUGACAUCGUCAAGGGGUCGAAGCCACACAAAAUUCAUAAUGAGCCCCAGACCAUUUGUGUGACACCAUCUGUUUCCACUCCGAGUGUGAGGCCUUUUCUCACCUCAACUCUAAGCACAUCUACUGUGAAGGCGAUAGCUACAGCAGAUCCCGUACGGACUGGUCCUGGGCUGGGUCCAGGCUCAGGCCCUGGCUCCAACGGUGCAGGCUCUUCGCCGGCUAGCUACUGCUCAAAUCCUCUGGUCGAUGUCGACCUCAUGCUCCUCGGCAUCCUGGAUGUCGAUCUGUCAGUGUACCUGGACCUGUCGCACCUACUGGAUCUCAACAUCGACCUCAACCUCGGAGACCUGCUCAGCGGCAAGACCAAGCCCAAGCUGCCUAAGUCCGUCAAGCACGGCUACAAGCCUACUUGUGGCAAAACCCUGGCCAGCCACCCGAACGCCACCUCGUGCACCGCGACCGACUACAACGACUGCCUUGCCCGCUGCGAGAAGGAUGCUAUCAAGGCUACUGUUGAGCUCGGCAAUCUCGUCGACUGCCUGGGUGUUACGAUCAAGAACGGCAUACACGUCGACAAUUGCUUAACCGUGACCGGAUCCUCGGACAAUCUCAUCGACCUCGACAUCGAUCUGCUCGGUUCUGACGACACUUGUGACUCAUUUGUCUACCAAAAAUGA
Molecule: messenger RNA, 741 nt
Organism: Phaeoacremonium minimum UCRPA7
Lineage: Eukaryota; Fungi; Ascomycota; Sordariomycetes; Togniniales; Togniniaceae
Exons: 2
Coding region: 1-741 (246 amino acids)
Source: RefSeq, a predicted model, not a curated record